Cylindrotheca closterium is the source of this 1770-nucleotide messenger RNA. The record is from the annotation of a GenBank genome assembly. NCBI's taxonomy places the organism in Eukaryota, Bacillariophyta, Bacillariophyceae, Bacillariales, Bacillariaceae.
AUGGUACGGAUACGAAGACAGCUUGUCCCAAAGGUAUUGGGAGGCAUAGUAGGAACGGCUGGUAUUGGAGGAGGACUUCUAUACUGGUAUGAGGAUGAAGGAACCCGUCGAGCCAUGAAGGCCUACUCGACUUUUGUUCCUGUGGUACUUCAUUAUCGAUGGGUAGAAGCUCGCCACAAGUAUCUUGCCACGGCGAAAUCAUCUUUGUCGUCUCUACUAUCUUCCGAGGAAAGCACACCUAAUAUAUUGCUGAAGAAAAAGGAACUAGAUCAACAGGAGAAGGAGGAGGAAUGGAAGGCUCUUGAUGAUUUGUAUGCUGAUCGCACUGUGGAACGACUUGGUGAAUUGCAGGGCAUGUAUUGCAAAUAUGGACAAACAGCUGCCGGAUUCACCAACACUCUUGGGGAGGCUUGGAUUCGCGCCUUGAGAACCUUGGAGAAUGAGGUCCCACCACGACCAGUUGAAGUGGUGCACCAAACCAUUCUGGAGGAGACUGGAAAGCCCUACGAUGAAACCUUUGUCUCAAUUGACCCGAAACCAUUAGGAAGUGCAUCGAUCGGCCAAGUUCACCGUGGGACAUUGAUGAAGGAUGGGAAACUGAUCGAGGUAGCUAUCAAAAUUCAAUAUCCAGAGGCCCAAAAGCUUUUUUCCGACGACAUUCACGCCAUUCGUGCCUUUUGCGAGGCAUUUGCACCAGAACACGUUGUAAUGUUGAAUGCCAUGGAACAAUCAAAUAGGGGCGAAUUGGAUUACACGCAAGAAGCAAAGAACCUGGAAGAGAUUCGAGCCAACCUCGAAAAGGAUGGCUUUGCCCCAGGCCAAGUGGUAGUUCCGAGGCCAUUCCCUGAGCUUUCUACUAAACGAAUGCUUGUCAUGGAGUUAUUACCGGGGGAGAAGCUUAUUGACGGAAUGCGUAAGUUCUAUGCAGAAUGGGCUGAGGCCAACGGCACCACUUUGGAGGCUUUGGAAAAUGAAGCUCGUUCCAGGAUCGAAAAGGAGGGAAUUCCUGCGAAAUACGAUGGACCAUCGGGAUGGCAAAUUGCUAUAUAUUCAAGAUAUUUGAAGAUUCGGGACAGUUUUGUCAAUGUCGGUAUCGCUGCCUACAACAGCGUUGCGGGGAAAGCUCUGGGAGCAUCCACAAUUUCCUACCAGAAGUCAUCGAUACCACCCAACACGCCACGAAUAAUUGAUACCCUUAUGCGGGUACAUGGAUACCAAUUGUUACAAGAUGGAGUUUUCAAUAGUGAUCCACAUGGUGGGAACUUCUUGCUCUUGCCUGAUGGAAGAAUAGGUUUGAUUGACUAUGGUGCCACGAAACGAUUGAUUCGAAAUGAACGCUUGUCUAUGUGUUUGUUGUAUGCUGCCAUCCAUCGAAGGGACGAAGAGAAGUUGUUCCAACUUUGCGACAUUGGAGGGUACAAGAGCAAAUAUGGACGUCGCGAUAUCCUCAUGAAACUCAUUCUAUUUGGAUACGAUUCUUGGGGCAAAGACGUCACCGAAGGCAAAAAUAUUCAACAAUUCAUUGAUGACAUGAAAGCUGAAGAUCCCUGGGAAGAGGUGCCCGACAACUUUGUAAUGGCCCAAUUCAUGAGUACCCGAUUGAGAUCAUUGGCGCUGGGAAUGAAUAGUCCCAUCAAAUGUUCCGAGUGGUGGGGUCCAAUCGCGGAAGAAGUGCUGAUAAAAGAGGGGCACCCGUACGAAAGUUGGGACCUUGAAAAGAUGAAGAAGUAUCAACCGGAGUUAAAUAUGCAACGUUAUAAGUUUGCCUAG